AUGGCUGGAAGAGUCUGGCAAGUGGAGAAUAGUGUAAAACUGAUUAUCUUAUUUGGCAUGUUAAUAGUUGCCCCCAUUAGAGCAGAUCCAGAGACCAGACUUUUAGCAUACGGAUGCAGCUCUGUCCCCAACAGCAAUGUCACACUCUUUGCGGAAAAUUUAAAGGCGGCUCUCGAUUAUGUGGUGCAAAAUGUUGUUCCAUCUGGAUUUGCUUCAAAAGAUGUGGGAGCAUCAGAUCUGGAUGAUUCAGUAUAUGUUCUGGCGCAGUGUAGAAAGGAUAAGUCCGCUGCUGAUUGCGCUGACUGCAUCAAGGUAGCAACAAAACAAGCUAGCAACUGUACCAGUGUUACCGGCGGCAGGGCAAGCUACGACGGAUGUUUAGUGCGUUUCGAGAACGAUAAUUUUUACAAUGAUUACACUGAUGAUGGAAAUAAACAGGUGUGCGGUGAUGCCAACGUGAGCUCCGCCAAUUCAUUUUCGGCAACUGCUCGAAGUUUGAUAAGCGAUCUUUGCGCCGCAACUCCACGGAUAAAAGAUUAUUUUGCUGCGCAGACGAGACAAGGGCCGUCUAAUACAACAAUCUAUGGACUUGCCUCGUGUAUACGUUCCCUUCAAAUGGAUUCCUGCCAAAAGUGCCUCGCCAUUGCCCUGGACAACAUAAAUAAGUGUUUUCCUCGCUCCGAAGGACGGGCUGUAGACGCCGGCUGCUACUUGCGAUACGAUUCAAACCCCUUUUUUCCAAGCAACGCGACUAUCGACUUGAAACAUUUCUUACCCAGAGGGAAGGAGGUGAAUUCUACAGUAUGGAUAAUAAUUGGUGUUGUGGGAGGUGUAUUCGUACUUGGCCUUAUAACUUGUCUUCUUGUCUUCGGAAAGCAGAUAAUGGGCCCAAGCCAGAUACAAGUGGAUACUGAAGGAGCAACUGAACUUCGUGGGCCGGGAGAUUUUGACUUCAAGAUACUGAAAAAGGCAAGCAACAAUUUUGAUGAAGCAAAUAAGCUUGGAGAAGGAGGGUUCGGUCAAGUAUUCAAGGGUACUUUGAAAAAUGGCAACGUUGUGGCAAUAAAGAAGCUGACACUAGGUCGUUCUCCUAGCGCAAUUUCUGAAUUCGAAAGCGAAGUCAAACUCAUUUCUAAUGUUCAUCACAGAAACCUUGUGCGCUUACUUGGAUGUUGCAGACAAGGCCAAGAAAGGCUCUUGGUUUAUGAGUACAUGCCCAACAGCAGCCUUGACAGAAUAUUAUUUGGAGAACAUACAAAAUCCUUGAGUUGGAAGGAAAGGUUCAAUAUUAUCUUGGGCACUGCUCGUGGUCUGGCCUAUCUCCAUGACGGAUUCCAUGUUUGUAUCAUCCAUCGUGAUAUUAAAUCAAGCAAUAUAUUACUUGAUAACAACUUUCAGGCAAAAAUAGCAGAUUUUGGUCUGGCAAGACUUCUUCCACAUGAUAAAUCUCAUGUUAGCACAAAAUUUGCAGGAACCUUAGGAUACACGGCUCCUGAAUAUGCUAGCCAUGGACAAUUAACAGAGAAAGCUGACACCUACAGCUUUGGUGUGGUGGUUCUUGAAAUUGUCAGUGGCAGAAAAAGCAUUGACUUGAAUCAGCCACCUGAUAUGCAAUAUUUGCUUGAAUGGGUUUGGAGUCUGCACGAAGAAAACAAGGUUUUAGAGGUGGUCCACAAGGAAGAGAAGAUGGAAGGGUAUGAUGAAGAAGAGGUGGUGAGGGUGAUAAACCUUGCACUUCUAUGCAUACAAGGUUCCGGCAGUCGUAGGCCAUCAAUGUCCGAGGCUGUGACAAUAUUGUUAAACAAAGCUGAAAUUGAUUUUCAGACACCUCUGCAGCCAGCUUUCGUAGAUGUGGGGUACAAAGUACGUGGAGAAUACCCUUUAUCUGAAUCAAAUGCUAUGAUUACAGAAUCCCUUUGCUCACGUUAG
Messenger RNA from Cryptomeria japonica (Japanese cedar), 1929 nucleotides. Its product is annotated as cold-responsive protein kinase 1-like. The record is from RefSeq and is a predicted model, not a curated record. The transcript has 7 exons. Gene Ontology annotation, biological process: protein phosphorylation. Gene Ontology annotation, molecular function: ATP binding; protein kinase activity. The coding region runs from base 1 to 1929 and encodes 642 amino acids. NCBI's taxonomy places the organism in Eukaryota, Viridiplantae, Streptophyta, Pinopsida, Cupressales, Cupressaceae.